This is a messenger RNA of Oxyura jamaicensis (ruddy duck), 2395 nucleotides long. RefSeq names its product transmembrane protein 69 (gene TMEM69). The record is from RefSeq and is a predicted model, not a curated record. The transcript is spliced from 3 exons. The coding region runs from base 124 to 900 and encodes 258 amino acids. Lineage: Eukaryota; Metazoa; Chordata; Aves; Anseriformes; Anatidae.
AUCCGGCGGCUGCCCUGGGAGCCGUGGUGGUGGCGGCCUGAAGCGGUCCUGCGGUGGGUGAGGGAUGGGAGAGUGCCCGAAGCGCUUACUGCUAAACGCACCGCGGGUCUCCACAAAGCAAAUAUGUUUCACCUCAUGCAACGCUGCUGCUUCCACACACCCUUCAGAGUCCAGAAGAUAACUGGUCCCAGACUACUACUGCAUGGAAAGAAUAAGACAACUCGCUCUUCUCCGAGCCUCUUUCUACAGAGGGAUGCUUGUCUUCUCUCCAGGUGUCCAAGCCUCAACAGAGCAUCAGUGUUCGCAGUCAAGCUCCAGGCUUUUCACACCUCUCUUCCUCUCUUAAAGAAAAAGCCCCCCCAAGAAUCUGAGACCGAAGACUUGGGCCAGUUUCGACGAAGUAUGAAAUCACUGAAGGAUUCUCCAAAGCCAGCCCUUUACUUAAGCCUGGCGGGGCUAAUUCCGUUUGUUUCUGUGCCGCUGUCAAUGGUCGUCCAAGGGACCUACUACCCAGAGCUGGCGUUCGCUCAGGUUACCUACGGUGCUGUAAUCGUCUCUUUCCUAGGAGGAAUGAGGUGGGGGUUUGCUGUCCCGGAAAACAGCCCAGCCAAGCCAGACUGGAUGAACCUGGCUAACAGUAUGGUUCCUCCUCUAAUUGCCUGGCAAGCCCUGCUUUUUAAAGAUAUCACUGAUGGUGCAAUAAUGCUGGUAAUGGGCUUAGGGAUAGCACUACAUUAUGACCUUUCCCUUCUUCCUACUUACCCUCUUUGGUUUAAAGGAUUGAGAAUAGUGGCAACAGUGGUGGCGGCGUUAUCACUGUUAGCUACUGUAGCACUGAAAGCUUACUCAGAGAAGAACCUGAUUAUCAGCAGAAAUAGAUGGCAGGACCCAAAACAGUAAAGCAAGAGGAAAAAGCUAUUUAUCUGCUAAUAAGGUAUUUGUAUUGAGAUCCAUGGGAAGACUUAAUUAUGCUUAGAUGUCAUGAAAUGGCAUUAAUCGAGAUGCUUAUUUUGAAGCAAGGAAGUUCAUAGCAAAUUUAGGAAGGAAGGAUUGCAAAUACUGAUCACUUCCAAGGCAGGCAUGAAUCUGCUAUUGCCUGUAGAACAACGCCUCACUCUUCAGUGAGGUAAGAUGUCACUGUCAUAUGGAUUUAAUACGGUGAUUCAUGUAAUACAGGUAUGAACUGCUCUACUCUGAAUGAUUAUAAAGUAUCUUGUUUAACAUGCCCUAAUAUUCUGUGGUAGGGAGAACAACUGUAUAGUCGUGAAUGUGUUCUAAACAACAAGAUGAAUGCCGUAAGUUUAGCAUUUAAAGUGGAAUGGUGCAGAAACAUAACUUUCAAUUCCUAUUUUGUGGAAAUGCAAGAAAAGAGAGACAAAACUUCUCUACCUUAUUUCAGCUGAGAUAUUUUAAAUGCUGUGUGAUUAAGCACUAGUCAGAUAAGAAGGGAUAUGCAAGGUGUAGGCAAGGUUUGUUUGAGUGGCAAGUCAAGGUCAGCGCUCCCCUAAAAUGUCAUUCAGAUGCUGUGAUUUAGUAGGGACAGCUAGAAGGGAAAACCAUCUUCAAGCUCCACAAGGGACAAAAGCUUAGUUCCUAGAUUUUGUUUGGACGGAGGGUUACUUAAGUGAGGAAGCUGCACACAUCAGUCGUGAAGAGCCAUCGUGUUCCUCCUGUCAGCUGAUGCUUGCUAUGAUUAUCACACAAGGACUCUGUUGCUAGCACUAAGGGAUCAGACAAUACAUAUGAAAAAAGUCUGUGUGUCCUCCCUCCUCAACUUUAGUUUUAUUUGAGCAACCUGGGCAGGUACAAAUAGAGUUGUACCCCGUGAAUUCUUUGUGACAGACUGAUCAUUGAAGAAGACUGCAGGAGUGUAUUUUCUUCCUAAUACAACUUACAGGAAAAAUCAACAGCAUCCUUUUCCAGGCACAUCAUCAGUUUCCUUUUCCAGCCUCAGCUACCUCAAAAAGCCACAUAUACCUGAUGUGAAUUUAUUUACUAUAGCUUUUUUAUCCUAAGUAUGGUGUAAGGUACAAGAAAAAAGUUGCAAUGUGACAUCUGUACGUGCUCUUAGGACCAAUUCAGGUAAUCCUCAUGGCUGCCUUAGAACACAGUUCUUCAUAGUUGUUCAAUAAAGAAUGAAUCACCUACCAUAACUUAAAAUUUGUCAAUCUGCAAAAGAACGGUUUAAGAAACCUGCCUAUCCUCCAGACAGAGAUACCUUCUUGUUACUGAAAGAGCAGCUGUGCAUGUGAGCAUCUGACUUUCAUACCCUGUUGACUUGUACAUGUUAACAGCAUCAAAUCCCUGAAUUGGCAGUACCGUUAGGUGUUCUCUGACCGUAAACAAAGUAAAAGUGAGUUUGUUAAUAAAAACAGUUCUUUUAUUCUUUCUUAGA